Molecule: messenger RNA, 1247 nt
Organism: Populus nigra (black poplar)
Lineage: Eukaryota; Viridiplantae; Streptophyta; Magnoliopsida; Malpighiales; Salicaceae
Product: hevamine-A-like
Exons: 1
Coding region: 221-1117 (298 amino acids)
Biological process (GO): carbohydrate metabolic process
Cellular component (GO): extracellular region
Molecular function (GO): chitinase activity
Source: RefSeq, a predicted model, not a curated record
CAAAAUGGAUAUUUUCAAGCUUAAAAAACCCCGUCUGCGUGGAAGUAUGAAGCAGGGGAACUUAGGAGAUGUAACUGUUAAGGCAAGGCAUCGGUAGAAUACAAAAACCCCUGCAGCCAGAGCAAUCGUAUCCCUCCACUACAAAAGCAAUUCUCCUCCAGCACAAUGCAGUGCAUUCUGCAUUAGAACAAUUCCAAGUGGGCAGCAAAAGUAGAUUAAGAUGGCAUUUCAACCAGCAACUACAUUAUCAGUUGCCGCAUUAGUAUUGCUAAUUUUAGCAACAGGAUCUGAUGCUGGUGGAAUAGCAAUCUACUGGGGUCAGAACGGAAACGAGGGAACCCUGGCAGAUACCUGUGCAACUGGAAACUACCAAUAUGUAAACCUGGCCUUCCUCGUGACUUUCGGAAAUGGCCAGACGCCCAUUAUUAACCUUGCUGGGCAUUGCGAUCCAUACAGCAAUGGCUGCACAAGCUUGAGUUCUGACAUUAAAUCAUGCCAAGCCCAAGGUGUUAAGGUGAUGCUUUCUAUAGGAGGAGCUUCUGGUAGCUACUCCCUCGCCUCCUCAGAGGACGCGAGGCAAGUCGCUACUUAUCUCUGGAACAAUUUCUUGGGGGGUCACUCUUCAUCCCGUCCCCUGGGGUCUGCUGUCCUAGAUGGGAUUGACUUUGACAUCGAAGGAGGAACAGGAUUGUAUUGGGAUGACCUUGCAAGGUACCUUUCUGCUUAUAGCAAUAAAGGUAAAAGGGUGCACUUAACAGCAGCUCCCCAGUGCCCCUUCCCUGAUGCUUGGGUGGGAAAUGCCCUGAAAACCGGUCUUUUCGAUUAUGUUUGGGUCCAGUUCUACAACAACCCUCCUUGCCAAUACGCUUCUGGGGAGGUCACCAAUCUGGAGGAUGCUUGGAAGCAAUGGACUUCAGCCAUUCCAGCCAGCAAGAUUUUCUUGGGUUUGCCCGCAUCUCCUGCGGCAGCAGGCAGCGGCUUCAUUCCCGUGCCUGAUCUCACAUCAAACGUGCUUCCAUCCAUCAAGGACUCUUCCAAGUAUGGGGGUGUAAUGCUGUGGUCCAAGUAUUACGAUGAUCAAAGCGGAUAUAGUUCUUCCAUUAAGAAUGAUGUCUGAUCUCACAUUUCUGUCAAUUCCGCGUGCCUGCAUGCGUGAUGUGUAUCGGUUGUAUUUCCAGAUAUUCUGAUCUAUCUUCUAUAUAUGUAUCUUCGGAGUAUAAAUUUGAUUUAUGCUCACUAGUUUCUUA